UGGCCUGUUGACAGAUGACAAGUUAACCAUUAUUCUGAGUUAACCUAAAAUACGCGCCAAAACUUUCAGUCAUAACUCAAUCAAUAUUGUAAUUUUAAGCAAAAAUGCAGGCAUUUCUAAAGUCAGGCAAGUUGGACAGCGGUGAAAAAUCUGGACAGUCAACUCCAAAAUCAUCAAAAAAAUCUAAAGCUGUACCCUGGGUUGAAAAAUAUCGUCCCAGGACAGUCUCGGAUGUUGUGGAACAAGGUGAGGCAGUUUCUGUGUUACAACAGUGUAUCUCAGGUGCCGAUUUGCCAAAUUUGUUGUUUUACGGCCCCCCUGGCACCGGUAAAACCAGCACAAUUCUCGCAGCUGCAAGACAGCUAUUUGGGGAUUACUACAGAGAUAGAAUCCUUGAACUGAAUGCUUCUGACGAAAGAGGAAUUCAGGUUAUUAGAGAUAAAGUAAAGACCUUUGCACAACUAACAGCUAGCGGUACAAGGCCUGAUGGUAAAUCAUGUCCUCCAUUUAAAAUCGUUAUCUUGGAUGAGGCCGACUCAAUGACACAUGCGGCUCAGGCUGCUUUACGUCGAACAAUGGAAAAAGAGUCCAGAUCUACCAGGUUUUGUCUAAUUUGUAAUUACGUUUCAAGGAUUAUUGAACCGUUGACAUCAAGGUGUACGAAAUUUCGAUUUAAACCUUUGAAUGAAGCUAUGAUUUUUGAGAGAUUGACUUUUAUAUGUGGAAAAGAAAAUGUUGAAUGCAGUGAUGAGACUUUAACUGCUUUGGUCGAGACCAGUGGAGGCGAUAUGAGGAGAGCCAUUACCUCAUUGCAGAGUUGUGCUAAACUGAAGGGAAAUGGCAUUCCAAUUACUGUAGAUGAUGUACUAGAAGUGACUGGUGUUGUUCCAGAGCGGUGGUUAAAGGAGUUUUUAGAUGUUUGUAAAACUAAAGACCAAAAUAAGCUUCAAGCGUUUUUGGAGGAAAUGAUGUAUGAAGCGUAUGCUGCUUCACAGAUUCUGGAACAGCUAAAUCAGUACAUCGUUAAUUUUGAUGGGUUUAAUGAUCAACAGAAGGCUGCCAUUGGUCAAAAAUUGGGGGUCGUCAGUUUUAAGUUGCAAGAUGGUAGUUCAGAAUUUAUUCAGUUGCUUGAUUUGGGGUGUUCCGUAAUUAAGGCAUAUUGUAUCGUGUGAAGUUCUUAUUGUAUCUCUUUACAUUUUGUAUUUAAAUUGUCAUUUUUAAAUAAAUUGAAUUUUUUGUAUUUUUUUAUAGAAAUUAAAACUUAGAAUUUUUUCUUCUAAAA
Tribolium madens (black flour beetle) is the source of this 1282-nucleotide messenger RNA. RefSeq names its product replication factor C subunit 4. Gene Ontology annotation, biological process: DNA-templated DNA replication; DNA repair. The record is from RefSeq and is a predicted model, not a curated record. The transcript has 6 exons. Lineage: Eukaryota; Metazoa; Arthropoda; Insecta; Coleoptera; Tenebrionidae. Bases 105 to 1172 code for a protein of 355 amino acids. Gene Ontology annotation, cellular component: nucleus; DNA replication factor C complex. Gene Ontology annotation, molecular function: DNA binding; ATP hydrolysis activity; DNA clamp loader activity.